Messenger RNA from Coccidioides immitis RS, 624 nucleotides. RefSeq lists its product as uncharacterized. The record is from RefSeq and is a predicted model, not a curated record. Bases 1 to 624 code for a protein of 207 amino acids. The transcript is spliced from 2 exons. NCBI's taxonomy places the organism in Eukaryota, Fungi, Ascomycota, Eurotiomycetes, Onygenales, Onygenaceae.
AUGAGCGGUUGGAUCCACGCUGAGUCGCUUGAGGCGGUCAAUGGGCAGCCACCCGGGUCUUGGAAUUUCAAAAGGGACCUCGUCGUUCUUUGGAACCUUCGAUGGAACCCGUUCUCGAGGCAGCAUCCUAUUCGUUGGUGCGUGAGGUAUCUCUGCAGAUGGGGCCCAUAUGAUCCCAGCCAGCUGUUCAUCGCGCCGAAUCGGAUUGGCGACUCGAGAAUUGGGACGACGUUAGGUACCCAACCUCCCCCCUGCACCCGACGGGCGGGCCUUUUGAGUGUGCAGGCAUUUCCGCUUGUGUUGUUUGCCGGAAUGAGGCAGAUGGGAGAGAGCAAAUCUGGACGAUCGGCUCUGCGCCCACUCAAUGCUCGUGGAGACUGGACAACAGAUGCUAUUCACGACCGCCGAUAUGAAGGGCUUCGAAUCGAACCACAACUUCUUGUCUGGAGGCAAAUAUCGGGCAAUGGCAACGUGAAACAUAUUUACAACAUCGGCCACCUGUUUGACGACAACCUACAUCUCUCAGUGGCGUGUACCUGCGUACUUUUCAUUGCAACGACAGCAUGCUGGGUCAAACCGCAACCGCGAUAUCGAAUCCAAAUCCACGCAGCAGACGAUUAUUGA